AUGGCACCGAUUCACAAGGUCGCUGUCAUACAAUGGCAUAUCAAGAAUUUAGCACCAGAAGAGAACUACUCCAAGGCCUGCAACUAUAUCCGCCAGGCAGCGGUGCAGGGAGCCGCAGUGGCGGUGUUGCCAGAAUACCACCUAACUGGCUGGGCCCCGGAAGAUCCCUUAUUCAUGGUUCAGGCGGGGGAAUUCCAGAAAUAUCUCCAAUGGUACCAGACUCUGGCGAAGGAGCUUAAUAUCUGUCUGGUCCCGGGCACUCUCCUCGAGCGACACGUAGUGCGGACGAAGGAGACUGACGAGGAACAAGUGCAUCUAUACAACACGGCCUACUUUAUUGACAGCAAUGGCCAGAUCCUAGGAUCCUACCGCAAAAAGAAUGUGUGGUAUCCAGAGCGGGAGUAUCUGACAUCUUCGAGACAUGACCCGCAUGAAGUUAUCGAUACGCCAAUCGGCAAGGUUGGGAUGUUGAUCUGUUGGGAUCUGGCGUUCCCGGAGGCCUUUCGGGAAUUGAUUGCUCAGGGGGCACAGGUAAUUCUCAUGCCCGUUUUCUGGACCAAGCUCGAUGCUUCGCCAGCCGGCCGGGCUCUCAACCCCGAGAGCGAGGCUCUAUUCUUGGAGUCAACAAUCACGUCGCGAUGCUUUGAGAAUACUUGCGCCAUCGUCUUUGCUAACGCAGCUGGGCCGGAUGACAAGUUCCUUGGAAUGUCUCGGGUAUCAUUGCCGUUCGUGGGACCCGUGGCCAAGAUGGGAAACGAGGAGGGCCUGCUCGUGGUGGACAUGGACCUAGGGAUACUGACCCUUGCGGAGGAGAACUACAAGGUUCGGGCAGACAUGUCCAGUGAAGGGUGGCAUUAUACAUACCGACACAUGGCUCUGGGGAAGUAG
Molecule: messenger RNA, 888 nt
Organism: Monascus purpureus
Lineage: Eukaryota; Fungi; Ascomycota; Eurotiomycetes; Eurotiales; Aspergillaceae
Source: the annotation of a GenBank genome assembly